Molecule: messenger RNA, 1425 nt
Organism: Pleurotus ostreatus (oyster mushroom)
Lineage: Eukaryota; Fungi; Basidiomycota; Agaricomycetes; Agaricales; Pleurotaceae
Exons: 11
Coding region: 1-1425 (474 amino acids)
Molecular function (GO): glutamine synthetase activity
Source: RefSeq, a predicted model, not a curated record
AUGGCCAGCUCCCCCGCCCCCAAGAAUUUCGAUGAACUGAGCAAAUUACUCGAGAACGACAUCAAGGUCAAGGUUGCUGUUGAUGGCGUACUUCGUGGAAAGUUUAUGUCGAAGGAGAAAUUCCUGAGCGCCGCAUCAUCCGAUGGCUUUGGCUUUUGCAGCGUUAUUUUUGGCUGGGAUAUUCAUGACGCCGUUUACUCUCGCGAGCUUUUGAUCUCGAACAGGGCGAACGGCUACAGGGAUGUUAUGGCGUACAUCGAUCUCAGUACUUACCGACGUAUUCCUUGGGAGAAGAACGUUCCCUUCUUCCUGGUUUACUUCCUUGACCCGGACACCAAAGCGCCCAUCAGCGCCGAUCCCAGAGGCAUGCUCAGUAGCAUCACCAAGAAGGCAGGCGAAUCAGGUCUACAAUGUUACGCUGGCGUAGAAUACGAGACAGCUGGACGUCUGGUAGAAACUCCUGCUAGUGCGGCCGAGAAGCAGUUCAAAGACCUUCAACCGCUGACUCCAGGAAUGCACGGCUACUCCCUUCUCAGGACACAGCUCAACAAUGAUUACUUUCACGAACUAUUUGACGCCAGUUCAGAGUUCGGCGUGGCUAUCGAGGGACAUCACACCGAAACUGGCCCAGGCGUCCUUGAAACUGCGCUGGCGUAUACUUCCGCUCUCCAGAUGGCAGACUCGGCUAUCUUGUUCAAGUACACCGCCAAGAGUGUCGGCAUGAAGCAUGGGAUUAUCCCGAGCUUCAUGGCUAAGCCGUGGGGCAAGCUCCCGGGCUGUAGUGGGCAUGUACACGUUUCCCUGCGGGAUGAGAGCGGUCGCAACAUAUUCGCCGUUUCCGAUUCAGAACUCAAGGAAGGUAGAAGCGAUGCUGCAUUUGAAGACACAAAAUUCGUUAGCCAAAUCGCUGAGUGGUUCCUAGCGGGAAUCCUUGACGGAAUAGCCGAUGUGCCGACCAUCAACGGAUACAAGAGGCUGGUUGGCGGUGAGGCCUUCUGGGCUCCCAAUGCUAUAACCUAUGGAUACGACUCUCGCGCUGCCUCAGUGCGCAUCAUUUCUCCACCAUCCGCACCACCUUCAGCUACACGGUUUGAAGUACGCGUUCCCGGCGCCGACAUGAACCCUUACUUUGCUCUGAGCGCCAUCUUCGCCUUGGGUCUUCGCGGUAUUGAGAAGAAGUUACCCCUAACGAUACCUCCCAUGUCACAAUUAACUCCUGAAGACAAGAAGUUGGGACAGAUCAAAUUGCUUCCAACUUCUCUGGAAACUGCAACAGAGAGAUUCAUGGGAUUGGGGAGCACGGCCCGUGAGGUAUUUGAACCGGACUUCGUUGAUCAUUAUGGCGGAACCAGGGAACACGAAGUAAAGCUUUGGAACGAAGCCGUAACAGACUGGGAAGUGGAGCGGUAUCUUGAACUAGCAUAG